AUGACACGCAUGUGGUGUUCGAACAUACACUCCAUGCUGAUGUUCGAAUGGGACAGAUGAUUACUCGCAGUGACCUAAUGAUGAUUUGGAGGUGCAUCUUCCCCCGAAACUAUCUUCUGCAUACAUUUAUAGGGCAGGUACAGAAUGAUAGACCUGUGUCUGUGAUUGUGAUUGAGCACAACACAACUGAGAUUCUGAAGCUGUCAAUGACCCUUUACAAGCGCAGCACAUUUGACCCUGACUACUUCAACAUGGGUGAAAUAAACUACUUGCCAUCCAGUGACCUCUUUUUUGAGGUGAAGCUCCUUUCAACGCAAGAAACGCUUGCCAAAGACUUUAUCUUAGCAGUGGUUUCCUGCUGGGCCACAGAGACAAACAAUCCACAUGAUGAAAGAAAAGUGGUGUUUUUAAAUGAAAGUUGCCCACUGGAUGAAACAUUUCGAUGGUACUCAAUAAAUGGGAUACAGCAGUGGACCAGAUUUGCUGUACAGAUGUUUUCCAUUACCCGAAAUAAGCCCAUCUAUGUUCACUGCUGGACAGAAAUAUGCACGACUAAAAGAAAACACAAAUGUACACGGGAGUGUGUUAAACGUGAAAACAAAAGGAAAAGGGAGUCUCACAAAGGAAUGUUUCAGCAAGUAAACACCAUUCUUUCAGUGGGGCCCAUCAUUGUUCCAGAUCAAGAGCAUGCUACAGAUGAAUCCAAGACAUGGAUUUCUUUUUGGGCGCAGUAUGAAAACGUGCUGGCCUUUGUUGCAAUUGUGGCUGGUAUUCUCCUUUCAAUAAUUUUAGGCAUAAUAUUAUUGAAAGCCAUUAUACGCUCAAAAGAGAGGUGACCUGUGAGAGGUGUGCUUUAUCAAAACCACCUUUCGCUUAUAAUGGACAUUUAUAAACUUUAAUAUUUGUAAGUGUUCUCUGGGGUGACUUUUCUAAGUAAAGAAAAUAUGAAACCCCCCUACUCAAGUCUGAUCAUUUUAGAUGCUGGCUACCAUUGCUUAGUAAAAUACCAUUUAUAUUAUAUAGUGUCUUUAUAUAUUCCCAUGGUAUUAUAAUAUAACUCUUUCCAUUUAUUGCUUAAAAUGGGAGCAAAGAAACGGUCAGGGUCACACAUUGUUUAAAGUGCCCAGUGGUUUAAAGCCAGGGCCUUGUCUACAAAUCACACAUUUUUCUAAUGUAUAUUAGUACAAUAAAAAAUAAAC
Molecule: messenger RNA, 1199 nt
Organism: Erpetoichthys calabaricus (reedfish)
Lineage: Eukaryota; Metazoa; Chordata; Cladistia; Polypteriformes; Polypteridae
Product: uromodulin-like
Exons: 5
Coding region: 48-836 (262 amino acids)
Biological process (GO): neutrophil migration
Cellular component (GO): cell surface; apical plasma membrane
Source: RefSeq, a predicted model, not a curated record